GAAAAACAGAGUGAGUGUUGUGAAAAUUUCAAACUGCGAACGAAGCAAAAACGCGAAACACUAAUGGAUACGACAAUGAACAACAGGAUGGAGCGAUAGCAAAUUUCCACAAUCGGGCGAACAAACAGCUGAAGAUGCAGAAUGAAGGCGAAAGGAAGCUAAUUUAGUGCUGUGAACUGGAUGAACAGCGGUAAUUGAUACGACGGCGGAUGAUAUAUUGAGAUGGAUCACCCGAAAUUUGAGAUAGCGCUAUCGGUGGACGAGGAAAACGCCCUCACCUUGUACGAGGAACUCGAACGGACCGACGUCAACAACCUGAACCUGAACGUAGACUGCUGUUGUGGUCUUCUUCGAUCGUCGCCCUUCCACCAGCCCAAAUCCAAAUCUAACUCCCGGGAACGGUUACGGGCCGAUUCCGGGGUGUCCAGCGACGAUGAAAAAGACGCCGAUAGUUGUUCACAAUCUUCAACAGCAGAGCACAACAGUGAGUGUCGCGAAUUGAAAUGCGAUCACGAUCACAGCCUCCAUGAUCACAGCUACUUUCAUCUUCGGAGCGGUAUGAGCCGCUAUGGUCAUCGAAGCAAGUCAAGCUUGGACCGCCGAAUCGAACGAUACAAAAGUUUCGGCCUACUAGAGUCGAACAUUCUGAACAGUUUUCAGUUGCAAAACUACCGGCGGAAAACUACCGGUGGAUACGAUUCGGCCAGCUCCUCUGGGCAGACAAGCUACAGUUCAACGACGUCCAGCAUGAUUGAGGACAUCUCCGACAAGAUAGAAGAAAUAGGCAAGCUGGGCAGCAAUAUCCAUUCGCUAAUGUACAAAUCGGUUGAGGUGCAUAAUGACAUACUGUCGCUGGAAGCAACCACAAAUCGACUGCUUGCGGAUACUAGGAAACUAUCUGAAGAUCUCGAUGAUGUCCGCUACCUGGACGAACUGAUAACGAUUCUGAACGGCGACAUUGGGCCCGUAAUUCAUCGCGAAUGGCCGUACCAAAUCCUGUUCGACACCCCGAUAGAGGAAGGCACUCCGGUUACGUGAAGCAGUUUGCUUUUCCACGAAACCGUCACGCCGCUAUAGAAUAAAUCCGAUUUUACGCAUUAUAUAGUUAUUAGGUAGCAUUCAAUUGUUGAUUUGACUAGGAGGAAAUUAGUAUUUUAUUAUUAGCGAAAGUUACGAAAUCAGUUACCAUUGUAGUCAAACCAGCUUCUAGUGUCCACCCAGUGGACAAGGAAAAGGACGUGUAUACUAACCAAAGAGUUUAUUGCAGGUACGAGAAGAACAUAAAAUGAAGACGAAAAUAAAAGUAAACCAUGUUUACCUAAAUAGAUAUAAA
Ochlerotatus camptorhynchus is the source of this 1333-nucleotide messenger RNA. RefSeq lists its product as uncharacterized. The transcript has 3 exons. Bases 223 to 1038 code for a protein of 271 amino acids. Lineage: Eukaryota; Metazoa; Arthropoda; Insecta; Diptera; Culicidae. The record is from RefSeq and is a predicted model, not a curated record.